AUGUCUGCUAGCCCUAUCUAUCUCGGCGUUAUUGGCGUCGGCGGCGUUGGCACUGCAUUCCUCUCUCAGCUUGCUCGUCUUCCCAAUGCUCCCAAACUUGUCCUCCUCGCUCGUUCUUCCCAGACCCUGCUCGCUCCGACACCGGCCUACUCUCCGGCCAUCCCCGCUGCCGACUGGGCGACUGCUUCCGCUACGCCUUCUUUGAACAAAACCGGUGCUCUGGCCGCCGACGAGAUCGCGACAUACCUGGCAUCUGCUCCCGGCCGUGCCAUCCUCGUAGACAACACCUCCGACAUCAGCCUCGCCCGGCAAUACCCCACCUUCUUGAAGAAGGGCAUCUCGAUCGUGACUCCAAACAAGAAGGGAUUCUCCGACGAUCUCUCGCUAUGGAAGGAUAUCUUCGCCUCGGCCAGUGAGGGCAAGGCUCUCGUUUACCACGAGAGCACUGUCGGUGCUGGACUCCCCGUCCUGUCGACCCUGAAGGAUCUUGUCGCGACGGGCGACGAGGUGACUCGCAUCGAGGGUGUUUUCUCCGGCACUCUUUCAUUCCUCUUCAAUACCUUCGCUCCGGCCUCGGGCUCUUCGGAUGCCAAGUGGAGCGACGUUGUCUCCCAGGCCAAGGAAUUGGGAUACACCGAGCCUGAUCCUCGGGAUGACCUGAACGGCAUGGACGUCGCUCGCAAGCUCACCAUCUUGGCCCGUCUCGCGGGCUUGGAGGUGUCUCGGCCCGACUCCUUCCCUAUUGAGUCUCUCAUUCCAGCGGAGCUGGCAUCGCUUCCCUCCUCUGCGGACGGCAUCGCUGAGUUCAUGAAGCGUCUACCCGAAUUCGAUGCCCAGAUGACCACCAUCAAGGAGAAUGCCGAGAAGGCGGGCAAGGUGGUGCGCUACGUGGGAAGCAUCGAUGUUGCUUCAAAGGACGUCAAGGUCGGUCUGCAGUCGUUUGAGAAGGACAGCGCCAUUGCUGGCCUCAAGGGCAGCGACAACAUCAUCAGCUUCUACACCAAGCGUUACGGCUCCAACCCCCUGAUCGUGCAGGGUGCGGGAGCUGGUGGUGAGGUCACCGCCAUGGGUGUUUCGGCCGAUCUCAUCAAGGUCGUGCAACGCUUGCAGUAA
Penicillium oxalicum is the source of this 1113-nucleotide messenger RNA. Its product is annotated as homoserine dehydrogenase. The transcript is spliced from 2 exons. NCBI's taxonomy places the organism in Eukaryota, Fungi, Ascomycota, Eurotiomycetes, Eurotiales, Aspergillaceae. Bases 1 to 1113 code for a protein of 370 amino acids. The record is from RefSeq and is a predicted model, not a curated record. Gene Ontology annotation, biological process: L-homoserine biosynthetic process; aspartate family amino acid biosynthetic process. Gene Ontology annotation, molecular function: NADP binding; aspartate kinase activity; homoserine dehydrogenase activity.